AGUAAUGAAUUUGCUUUGCCUUGCAUUUGUAUGCAUUUUAUGUACGCAUUCAGUGUUCUACGCUACUUUGCUAUUUUUCGCCAUACUGUCUAAAAAACAUAGUUUACCACCCCCUAACAAAGCCCUACCUACUAUUUUAUUACCUACCUGCUUUUUUAGAGGGUGUACAAUUGUUGUAUGACCGUCGCAGCGCGUCGCUUGCAUUCUGCAGCCAUUUCUACAACUUUUCUGUUUACAGUUCACACUAACUAAACAACUAUUGGACUAAAAUUGACUUUCUUUGUUUUGUUUGGUGUGUGAUUGCAUGUUGGUACAUAGUAGUUGAUUGUUAGAAGGCGCUUGACCGAAAUGCAGUUGCAGUUCCGGGCGCAGUUCCAAAAGUACAUCAAUACACAGAGGAGUGGAGAUUUGGUGUGCAACAGGCUGUUGGGUGCAAUGGUGAAGAAGGGCAACGCAAUCGACACGGCGGCGAUGCUGCGCGAGAUGGAGGCGCGCAAAAAGAAGGCCUGCUGCAGCAACAACAAGGAAAACACGCCCGUGGUGCAAUGCAGUGGACAGACUGGGCCGAUGCCAAACAUGGGCAGUGCUAAUAUUGACAAAAUCAUUCAGUUCAUUGAAGGUGGACCACAGGAUGAAGCAGCAUACAAAAAAGCACAGAAGAAAGCCAGACAAAAACAAAAAAAGGAUGAAGAAAGAAAACAACGUGAAGAAGAAGAAGCAGCCUUGCGAAAAGCCGAGGAAGAAAGAAUACGAAGAGAACAACAACUUGCUGAGCAACAACGCGUGAAAGAAGAACUAGCACUGCAGAAACAGUUGAAAAAACUAAACCAGAAGAAGAAACAACAGCAACCAGCACAACCUCCACCUUCAAAUGAUUCCAAGUCGAAGAAAAAGAAAGGAAAACAGCAGCAACAACAACCACAGCCUGCCUAUAGUGAUCCAGAACCUGAUCCUGAACCAGAAUUAUUCGAACAGACUAUUCCUGCGAUGGUUACGAUUAAACGCAUUGUCGAAAACAACAAUUCACCACCAACUGUAACGAUAACUCUUAAAGGAUCUACUCCAGAUCAGGAUAAACUAUUAUACACCUUAGUUAAUGGACAUGACGCACCGAUUAUUACAUCAAGAUGUCCACAGAAUGAAAAUGACAAACAAACACAACCACAACAACAGCAGCAAAAGAAACAAAACAGUAGUGGAAAACAAACAAAUGAUAAACAAAAGAAGAAAAAGGCUACAAAUGUGAACGUAAAUACUAAUAAUUCAAGUAAUCCAGCGAAAAACAAACCGAAUGAAAGUGUGAAACAAGUUCAGACUAGUGAAAUAAAAGUGCAACUUGCCAUAGACAGCAGUUUCCGGAAAGACUUGAAUUCGGCGGCGCAGAAAUCACAAAAACAAAAACAAACUAACAAUAAUAUUAAUAAUAAUAAUACUAAAAGUGUUACUACCACUAAAAAAACCCAAGAGGUGAAAACAGUAACUAAAGAAGUUAAAAAACAACAAAAUACCGUUAAUUCCGGUGCCAGUACAAAUCAACCGGAAAUAAUUGACAUACCAUCUAUAAAACUUCCUCCGGGUAUCACCAUAACCAAAGUUAGUGGCCCACUUACAAACCGGAAGUCAUCCACGUCACAACCGAAUGAAUAUCCAGAUGUUCCCGUGAGUAAAAGCGGCGUUAUUGUUGUGGAUACCGAAAAAUUAAUCCAGCAACAAACUGCUACUGCAACCACGGGUAAAAAGAAGAAAAAGAAGUCGAAGAAAACCGCAAGUGUAACAAUACAAAAUGGCGGCACGACUAAUGAACCACGUGUGUUAAUAAAAUCAUCCGAGAAUGUCGCUAGUGUAGCCAAUGUAAGUGCGCCAUCUUCUUCCGGUAUGGUCACACUGAAAAACCCGAUCUUUCAUCCGUUAACCGGUAUGGGUAUGCAUAAACCGGCUGUGGAUGAACCCACAAUGAUGAAUAUGAAUGAACAAGCUACAAUCUCACAUGGUGAGAAUGGAAUGGUGACGAUUCGAAGACCACGGCCUGUUGGUUUCAUGCCGAGUACGAAUGAGAGUUCCAUUUCUGAUUAUCUAGCACAAAAUGCCAAUGCGGCGACAAAUUCUAACAUGGCGGCUACUAUAGUCACCACAGCGCCAUCUACGCCCGCACCUGCGACUGCUGUGCAUGCGCAGGCUAAAAAUCCACCGAUAUUAACCCCGUGGCAAAUGCCAGACACGUCGUUUUCUGCGCUUUCGGAGGAGAGGAAGAUUAUCCGCCCGCCGAGUCCACGAGGUGUGCAAUGGCCACGCGCGGAUAUGGAAAAUGGCAAGAUUGCUACACCAAGCGUUCUUCAGGGACUGCCCGGUAUUGAAAUUACACGGGUGCGGACUGGUUCGCCGGCGGUUGAAGCGGAAUAUGUGGAACCGCCAGCGAAUGUUUCUAUUAUUCGAACGGGUGGUUACAAUACGGACAACCCGAAGAGUUGGGCGUAUUCGGCGUCGGCGCAACCCUAACCAUACUUUUGAUGAAACAAUUUUACUUUAAUUGAUUCAAUAUGGAAGAAUUAUUUUGUAUUCUCAUAGGUAUAAUUUUAUUUUAAACAAUGAACUUACGAAAUGUAUAAAUAUUUAUAAAAAAAAGUUAUAAAUCUUUCAACUUAC
This is a messenger RNA of Dalotia coriaria, 2643 nucleotides long. RefSeq names its product putative mediator of RNA polymerase II transcription subunit 26. Lineage: Eukaryota; Metazoa; Arthropoda; Insecta; Coleoptera; Staphylinidae. The record is from RefSeq and is a predicted model, not a curated record. The transcript has 2 exons. Bases 349 to 2496 code for a protein of 715 amino acids.